AUGUCCAAAGCCGUUGUUAAGACGACCUUCGAGGCGUCUCGAACGCUUCGUCCUAUCUAUACCGGGGGAAGCACCGCGCUCGAUGCCAGCGGCCGCCUACUGGUUGCUUGUGUCAACGAAGAUGCGCUCGUCGUCGACCUUGAGACUGGCAACCAGCUCGCUACGCUUGACGGAGAUGGAGAAGUUAUCACUAGCUUGGCCAUUACUCCCUCGGCUUCGCACGUUAUCCUUUGUUCCCGAUCCAUGUCAAUGCGCAUAUACUCCCUCUCCCAAUACGAAGAUACAACUCCUACCCUUGAAACGAAGCUCGUUCGGAGUCUAAAGCCUCACACAGCGCCAGUUGUGACAACCGCCACCGACUCCACCGGUACGUUACUAGCGACUGGAGCUGCAGAUGGCUCAAUCAAAGUCUGGGAUAUCCGAGGUGGCUACAUCACGCAUAGCUUUCACGGCCAUGGUGGUGUGAUCUCAGCCUUAUGCUUCUUCCAACCACCCACGGCGGAGCACGACGGAAAACUGUCCUCGAAAAAAAAACCGAAACGGAAGACUGGGAUGGCAGGCGAUGAUGAUGACAACGAGAUGAUGGACCUAGAUUCUGCCUCCAACUCCAACGGUGCAUUCCGGCUUGCCUCCGGUAGUGAGGAGGGUAAAGUGCGCGUCUGGGAUUUGAAUAAAAAGAAGUCCAUUGCAUCUCUCGACUCGCAUGUUUCUGUUGUACGCAGCCUAUCAUAUUCGUUAACGGAGAAUGCUCUAUUGUCCGCUGGCCGAGACAAAACUGUCAUUGUGUGGGAUAUGCGAACUUUCAAAACUCGGAGGAUAAUUCCUGUUCUCGAAAGUGCCGAAGCAGCUUCCUUUGUUGCCGAAGGCGGACUAUGUCUGGUUGGAGGAGAGUAUGGCAGGUUACGCGUUUGGGACUGCAAUAGGGGAGGAGAGGUUACCGGUGACCAGGAAGCUGCGCCGGAAUUUGAGGCAAUCAUCGCGAUUCACUAUACACCAGGGAUGUCGUUCGCUAUGACUGUUCAUGCUGAUCAAACACUAAGGCUGCAUUCUCUUGAGCCUCUAUCAAACCUCAAGCCUGGAACCACCAUCGAUCCGCUGCCGGUUGUCAGGCGCAUAUCAGGUAACGAUGAUGAUAUUAUUGAUCUCGCAUACGUCGGUCCCGAUCGUUCUAUGCUUGCUUUGGCAACCAAUACUGAGAGCAUCCGGAUUGUCUCUGUUGGGCCGUCUGACUACAGGCCUUCAACAGAUGGGCAGGAGUAUUUCGGUGCUGAUAUCGCUCAUCUGGAUGGCCACGACGACAUCAUUAUCUGCAUCGAUGUGGACUGGUCUGGUCACUGGCUUGCUACAGGUGCAAAGGAUAAUACGGCACGUUUAUGGCGCCUAGACCCGCAGAAUUCGUCAUACACAUGUUUCGCCCUCCUAACGGGUCACGCAGAGUCUCUAGGAGCCAUCAGUUUUCCACGGGACUCACCCCCUCCUGAUACGCCAGCGUACAAGGCUCCAGUAAAUCAUCCCCCUCCGUUCGUCAUCACGGGUUCCCAGGAUCGUACAGUCAAGCGAUGGAACGUCGGAAAGCUAGGCCCUACCAUUGGCAAUAAGCCCCAUACACCGAAAGCGCUGUUCACUCGCAAGGCUCACGACAAGGACAUCAACGCUCUGGACGUGAGUCCGUCAUCGGCAUUGUUUGCUUCAGCCUCACAAGACCGAACCGUCAAAAUCUGGUCUGCAGACGACGGGUCCGUCGUGGGUGUCUUGCGCGGUCACAAGAGAGGAGUUUGGUCGGCGCGUUUUUCCCCCAAGGGCACACCGAUCCUUAGUGCAGAUGCCAAAAGCAGCACUAACAGAGGCAUGAUUGUAACGGGCUCAGGUGACAAGACUGUGAAGCUCUGGAGUUUGUCCGACUAUAGCUGUCUUCUUACGUUCGAAGGCCACACGAAUAGCGUACUCAAGGUGCUCUGGCUCCCACCACCCGACAUGUCCAGUAAGACCGAAGAUGAGGAAGAUGAGGAUGCAGCAGCAUCAAAGCCCAACUCUAUUCAGCUCCGACCUCUUGUUGCUUCCGCAGCCGCAGAUGGGCUGGUGAAGAUCUGGUCCCCCUACACAGGCGAACUGGAAACAACCCUUGACAACCACACCGAUCGAGUCUGGGCGCUAGCCAGCCCUACACCAUCCGGGACGCGUGACGACGUCAAUUCCUCCGCAACCAAAUCUACCUCCCCCUACGCCAUUGCAUCCGGCUCCGCAGAUUCUACAGUCACCUUCUGGACCGACACAACCUCCGCAACCUACACUGCCGCCGUCAACGCCAACUCUGCCCGCAUAGAACAAGACCAGCAGUUACAAAAUUACAUCGUAGCAGGCGCGUACCGUGAGGCAAUCACCCUCGCCCUACAGCUCAACCACCCCGCGCGCCUCCUGUCCCUCUUCAGCGCCGCCAUCGACGCUGCGGACGAUCCUCACAAUACUGACAACCAAGGCGAAGAUCGUGCAAACAGUUUCACCGGGAACCCGUCUAUUGACGAGGUCCUCCAAACUCUUGACCCCGCCAACCUCUACGUCCUCGUUCUUCGUCUCCGGGACUGGAAUACCAACGCGCGCCAUUCUAAGGUCGCGCAGCGAAUAUUAUUCGCUCUCUUCCGCUCCUAUCCGGCGUCUACGUUUGUUGAGCUCGCUUCCUCGAGCAUAGCGAAGCGAAACGGAGAUGGACGCGCUGCAGCUGCUAUGAAGGAUAUUCUACAAGCCUUGGCCUCGUACACGGAGCGACAUUAUCGCCGUGUAGAGGAGCUCGAAGAUGAGAGCUACCUCGUCGAAUGGGUUCUAGGUGAGAUGGAUGGUGGUAUUGGAUUAAGUGCGCUUGGAGCUCCUACACAGGGCAUCAAUGAGAUUGAAGAUAAAGCUGAGCACGGGAAGGAUGUUGUUAUGCUCGGUGCUUAA
Molecule: messenger RNA, 2934 nt
Organism: Aspergillus nidulans FGSC A4
Lineage: Eukaryota; Fungi; Ascomycota; Eurotiomycetes; Eurotiales; Aspergillaceae
Product: U3 snoRNA-associated protein UTP13
Exons: 3
Coding region: 1-2934 (977 amino acids)
Biological process (GO): rRNA processing
Cellular component (GO): nucleolus; small-subunit processome
Source: RefSeq, a predicted model, not a curated record